AUGGCUGCUGAAGAACAUAAACCCCUUUUGGAUGCAUCUGGUGCAGAACCACAUCAAGAAGAUGCUACUGCUACUGCUAUCUUAAGACGUAAGAAGAAAGAUAAUAUGUUAUUAGUAGAUGAUGCUACUAAUGACGAUAAUUCAGUUAUUGCUAUCAAUUCUAAUACUAUGGAUAAAUUAGAAUUAUUUCGUGGUGAUACCGUUUUAGUUAAAGGUAAGAAAAGAAAAGAUACUGUAUUAAUUGUUCUUAUUGAUGAUGAAUUAGAUGAUGGCGCUUGUAGAAUUAAUAGAGUUGUUAGAAAUAAUUUACGUAUUCGUUUAGGUGAUUUAGUUACAAUCCAUCCAUGUCCUGAUAUUAAAUAUGCAACAAGAAUUUCUGUUUUACCAAUUGCUGAUACUAUUGAAGGUUUAACUGGUAAUUUAUUUGAUGUCUUUUUAAAACCUUAUUUUGUUGAAGCUUAUAGACCUGUUAGAAAAGGUGAUCAUUUUGUCGUUAGAGGUGGUAUGAGACAAGUUGAAUUUAAAGUUGUUGAUGUUGAACCUGAUGAAUACGCUGUUGUUGCGCAAGAUACUGUUAUUCAUUGGGAAGGUGAACCAAUUAAUAGAGAAGAUGAAGAAAAUAAUAUUAAUGAAGUUGGUUAUGAUGAUAUUGGUGGUUGCCGUAAGCAAAUGGCUCAAAUCAGAGAAAUGGUUGAAUUACCAUUAAGACAUCCUCAGUUAUUUAAAGCCAUUGGUAUUAAACCACCAAGAGGUGUUUUAAUGUAUGGUCCACCAGGUACAGGUAAAACUUUAAUGGCUCGUGCUGUUGCAAAUGAAACAGGUGCAUUUUUCUUUUUAAUUAAUGGUCCAGAAGUUAUGUCAAAGAUGGCAGGUGAAUCUGAAUCUAAUUUAAGAAAAGCAUUUGAAGAAGCUGAAAAAAAUGCUCCUGCAAUUAUUUUCAUCGAUGAAAUUGAUUCAAUUGCUCCAAAGAGAGAUAAGACUAAUGGUGAAGUUGAAAGAAGAGUUGUUUCUCAAUUAUUAACUUUAAUGGAUGGUAUGAAAGCAAGAUCUAACGUUGUUGUCAUUGCCGCUACUAAUAGACCAAAUUCUAUUGAUCCAGCUUUAAGAAGAUUUGGUAGAUUUGAUCGUGAAGUUGAUAUUGGUAUUCCAGAUGCUACUGGUAGAUUAGAAAUUCUUCGUAUUCAUACUAAAAAUAUGAAAUUAGCAGAUGAUGUUGAUUUAGAAACUUUAGCUGCUGAAACUCAUGGUUAUGUUGGUGCUGAUGUUGCUUCUUUAUGUUCUGAAGCCGCUAUGCAACAAAUUCGUGAAAAGAUGGAUAUGAUUGAUUUAGAUGAAGAUGAAAUUGAUGCUGAAGUGUUAAAUUCUCUUGGUGUCACCAUGGAUAAUUUUAGAUUUGCUCUUGGUAACUCUAAUCCAUCUGCUUUACGUGAAACUGUUGUUGAAAGUGUUAAUGUAACUUGGGAUGACGUUGGUGGUCUUGAUGAGAUUAAAGAAGAAUUGAAAGAAACUGUUGAAUAUCCUGUCUUACAUCCAGAUCAAUAUACAAAAUUCGGUUUGGCUCCAUCAAAGGGUGUUCUAUUUUAUGGUCCACCAGGUACUGGUAAGACUUUAUUAGCUAAAGCUGUUGCCACUGAAGUUUCAGCUAAUUUCAUAUCCGUUAAAGGUCCAGAAUUAUUAAGUAUGUGGUAUGGUGAAUCAGAAUCUAACAUUCGUGAUAUCUUUGAUAAAGCUAGAGCUGCUGCACCAACUGUUGUCUUUUUAGAUGAAUUAGAUUCUAUUGCUAAAGCAAGAGGUGGUGCUGGUGGUAGUGAUGCAGGUGGUGCAUCUGAUAGAGUCGUUAAUCAAUUAUUAACUGAAAUGGAUGGUAUGAAUGCAAAGAAGAAUGUCUUUGUUAUUGGUGCUACUAAUAGACCAGAUCAAAUCGAUCCAGCUAUUUUAAGACCAGGUAGAUUAGAUCAAUUGAUUUAUGUUCCAUUACCAGAUGAACCAGCUAGACUAUCAAUCUUAAAUGCUCAAUUAAGAAAGACUCCAUUAGAACCAGGUCUAGAAUUAUCAUCUAUUGCCAGAGCCACCCAAGGUUUCUCUGGUGCUGAUUUAUCAUAUAUUGUUCAAAGAGCCGCUAAAUUCGCCAUUAAGGAUUCUAUUGAAGCUAAGAAGUUAAUGGAAGCUUCAAAGGUUAAGAAUGAAGAUGUCGAAAUGGGUGAUGGUAAUGAAGAAGUGAAACAAGAGCAAACAGAAGAACCAGAAGAAGAUCCAGUACCAUUUAUAACAAAAGAACAUUUCGCUGAAGCUAUGAAGACUGCUAAACGUUCCGUUAGUGAUGCUGAAUUACGUCGUUAUGAAGCUUAUUCACAACAAAUGAAGGCCUCUAGAGGUCAAUUCAGUAAUUUCAAUUUCGAUGAAAAUGCCAUGGGUACUGAUUCUAACACAUCUAACGCCCCUGGUGCUUCUGCUUCAAAUGGUACUGGUGCUGAUUUCAAUAAUAAUGCAGAAGAUGAUGACGAUCUAUACAGUUAA
This is a messenger RNA of Maudiozyma saulgeensis, 2517 nucleotides long. The record is from the annotation of a GenBank genome assembly. Lineage: Eukaryota; Fungi; Ascomycota; Saccharomycetes; Saccharomycetales; Saccharomycetaceae.